Apiotrichum porosum is the source of this 1080-nucleotide messenger RNA. RefSeq names its product formate dehydrogenase (NAD+). The transcript is spliced from 5 exons. The record is from RefSeq and is a predicted model, not a curated record. Gene Ontology annotation, molecular function: NAD binding; oxidoreductase activity, acting on the CH-OH group of donors, NAD or NADP as acceptor; formate dehydrogenase (NAD+) activity. Gene Ontology annotation, cellular component: cytosol. Bases 1 to 1080 code for a protein of 359 amino acids. NCBI's taxonomy places the organism in Eukaryota, Fungi, Basidiomycota, Tremellomycetes, Trichosporonales, Trichosporonaceae.
AUGAAGGUUCUCAUCGUUCUUUACUCUGGUGGCCAGGCCGCCAAGGAGCAGCCCCGCCUCCUCGGCACCACCGAGAACAAGCUCGGCAUCUAUGACUGGCUGGUCAAGGCCGGUCACGAGGUUGUCGUCACCGACGACAAGGAGGGACCCAACUCCGCAUUCCAGAAGAACAUUGUUGAUGCUGAGAUUCUCGUUACCACGCCGUUUCACCCAGGCUACCUCACCAAGGAGGUCAUGGACAAGGCCAAGAACCUCAAGCUCUGUGUUACCGCUGGUGUCGGUUCCGACCACAUUGACUUGAACGCCGCCAACGCCAGGAAGAUCACUGUCGCCGAGGUGUCGGGCUCCAACGUCGUGUCCGUUGCCGAGCACGUCAUCAUGACCAUGCUCGUUCUUGUUCGCAAUUUUGUCCCGGCCCAUGAACAGAUUAUCGCCCACAAGUGGAACGUCGCCCAGGUGGCCCGCGACGCUUACGACCUCGAGGGCAAGGUUAUCGGUACCAUUGGGUGCGGCCGUAUUGGUUACCGUGUCCUGCAGCGUCUCGAGGCCUUCAACCCCAAGGAGCUCCUGUGGUUCGACUACACCGACCUCCCCGCCGAUGCCGCUAAGGCCAUCAACGCUCGCCGUGUCGCGACUCUUGACGAGCUGCUGUCCUCUUGUGAUGUUAUCACCGUCAACUGCCCCCUGCACGAGGGCACUCGCGGCUUGAUCAACAAGGCGGCCAUUGCCAAGAUGAAGAAGGGUGUCUGGCUCAUUAACACCGCCCGUGGCGCCAUCUGCGACCGCAUGGCUGUCGUUGAGGCUCUCGAGUCGGGACACCUUGCAGGCUACGGCGGUGACGUCUGGGACGUUCAGCCCGCACCUGCCGACCACCCCUGGCGCGACAUGCGCGCUCCCAACGGAAAUGGAAACGCCAUGGUUGCCCACUACAGUGGCACUACCAUCGAUGCGCAGGAGCGCUACGCCAACGGCACGAAGGAGAUUAUUGACAACUAUCUCCAAGGCAAGCCGCAGAACCCGGCCAACAUCAUUGUGGAGAAUGGUGACUACGCGUCCAAGGCUUACGGCCAGCGCAAGUAA